Molecule: messenger RNA, 93 nt
Organism: Staurois parvus
Lineage: Eukaryota; Metazoa; Chordata; Amphibia; Anura; Ranidae
Source: the annotation of a GenBank genome assembly
AUGAAAGUCCUGGGAGGACUGGCCUUGUUCUGGAUUAUAUUCAUCAUCGGUUACGUCACGGGGUACUACGUACACAAGUGCAAGAAAGUGUAG